CACCCCAGGAGUGAGGAAGAGGAGGAGAGUCUCUCGCUGUCUGCCGCAAAAGCCAAAUCCCCCAUCUUUAACCCCGCUCCCUCCCAUUUCCACGAGAAAUCCAUCGGAAUCGCACCCGAAACCGCGAAGACGAACAGCGAGGCCGACGCCGAACAAAUCUCCCCCUGUCUGUCUUCAUCGCAAAGCCCGUCCCUUUCUUGUUCCGCCUUGUUCCUAUCUCCUUUCCGUGCGCCGAAUCGAUCUUGCUUGGCGGCGGAGGGAGGACGGAGGAGGGAGACCUGCUCGGCUCUGCCAUGGCAUUGCCCGCGCGCCUCGUGCGCGUCGCGCUGCUGCUCCUCGUCGCGCUCUCCUUCUGCGCCGCCGGGACGCACCGCGCUCCCCGCGAGCCCCACCGGGCGCUCCACUCCGGCCAAGAUACACAUGGCCUGGUGGUGAGAAGAUCAGUUGCUGAAGCUCCUGCUGACAUAAAUGUCACUACCAAUAGCUCCUUUGUGUUGGCGGAACACCGAACAUUCCGGAAGGACCCCCUGAAUGCUUUCAACAGAUAUGCGGGCGGUUGGAAUAUCAGUGAAGUUCACUACUGGGCUUCCGUUGGAUACACAGCGUAUCCCUUGUUCGUCGUUGCCUUGCUGUGGUUUGUGCUAUUCUUCCUUCUUAUGCUGGGGAUUUGCUGCCACCAUUGCUGCUGUGGGCACAAAGGUUAUAGCUACUCGAGAAUAGCAUAUGCCCUUUCACUGAUACUUCUGAUAUUAUUCACCUGUGCUGCAAUUGCUGGAAGUGUUGUGCUGUAUGUUGGCCAGGGCAAAUUCCAUGCAAGCACAACGACCACCUUGGAUUUUGUCGUCGACCAGGCGGAUUUUACUGUUGAAAACCUUAGGAACCUCUCGGAUAGUCUAUCCGCUGCAAAAAAGGUUGACAUAGGACAGUUCUUACUUCCUCCAAAUGUGAUGGGUGAGAUCAAUGAAAUUCAGGCAAAAUUGAACACAUCAGCUACCGAUCUUUCUACUAGAACAUCUGAAAAUUCUGUGAAGAUCCAAAAAUUGCUGAAUCAAGUGCGGCUAGCUUUGAUUAUCAUUGCAGCAGUAAUGCUUCUUCUGGCAUUUAUUGGCUUCCUGUUAUCCAUCCUCGGGCUGGAAUUCCUUGUCAACAUUUUGGUUGUUGUUGGAUGGAUACUAGUCACCGGGACCUUUAUCCUGUGUGGUGUAUUCCUUCUUCUGCACAAUGUUGUUGGUGACACCUGUGUUUCAAUGGACGAGUGGGUCGCUCAUCCAACAGAACACACUGCUCUGGAUGACAUCAUCCCCUGUGUUGAACCGGCUACGGCGAACGAGACCCUGACACGAACCAAGGAAGUCACAUCACAGCUAGUGAAUCUGGUGAACCAGGUGCUCUCCAAUGUGUCAAACCGAAACUUCCCUCCGGCGGCGACUCCCUUCUACUACAACCAGUCAGGGCCACUGAUACCCACACUCUGCAACCCGUUUGGACCCAAUCUGAGCAAGCGCACCUGCGCCCGCGGAGAGGUCACCUUGGACAAUGCAACCCAGGUCUUCAGGAGCUUCGAGUGCCAGACGAGGACGGUGUCAGGGACCGAGGUCUGCACGACGGUGGGGCGGCUGACCCCUCGGAUCUUCGGGCAGAUGGCGGCGGGCCUGAACGUGAGCCUGGGGCUGUACCAGUAUGGGCCGUUCCUGGUGCAGCUGCAGGACUGCACCUUCGUGCGCGACACCUUCAGCAACAUCAGCCAGAACUACUGCCCGGGGCUGGAGCGGUACAGCAGGUGGGUGUACAUCGGGCUGGUGCUGGUGUCGGCGGCCGUGAUGCUGUCCCUCAUCUUCUGGGUGAUCUACGCCAGGGAGCGGCGCCACCGGGCGUACAACAAGGCGCACCGGGGCGACAAGCCGGCGCCUAUGGGCGGGGAUGCCUGAUCCACGACGACCGUUUCAUGCGUUCGGUCGCCAUGGAUGACGACCGUUUCAUGCGUUCGGUCGCCAUGGAUGGCGUCAGUGAGUGUAGAGAGUAGAGGACCGCCGUGUGGUUGACUUGAUUGCUGCCAGUUGAUUGAUUCUUUCUUCGUUUAUGUGCAAAUGGUGCUUGCUAGUAGUAUUUGUUUGUGUUCCAUGCUUCGUUGAUGUACAGUUUGUGAUCUACUAGGAAUGAAGGAUUGCGUAUUUGUAGACUC
Messenger RNA from Aegilops tauschii subsp. strangulata, 2182 nucleotides. RefSeq lists its product as uncharacterized. NCBI's taxonomy places the organism in Eukaryota, Viridiplantae, Streptophyta, Magnoliopsida, Poales, Poaceae. Gene Ontology annotation, cellular component: plasma membrane; plasmodesma. The record is from RefSeq and is a predicted model, not a curated record.